AUGGCUUAUGACGUGAAGGACAGCAGCACCGUGCCUGGCGCCCCAUCCCUGAGUGUGUGGCAGGAGACGGCGAGCUCCGCACUGGUGCGUUGGCAGCCGCCCGCUCCGCUGAACCCAGGCGUGGAGCUGCAGGGCUACCGACUGCAGUUCGGCCGCAAGGACGUGAGUCCGCUGGCCACGCUGGAGUUCACGCCGCGCGAGACCGAGUACGCGGUCACCAACGUCCACCGCGGCGCCACCUACCUGUUCCGCCUGUCGGCCAAGAGCCGCGGUGGGUUCGGCGAGGAGGCCGUGCAGGAGCUGACCGUGCCCGAGGAGGUGCCCCGCGGGUACCCGCAGAUCGCCGACCAUGCCAACGUCACCUGCUGCUCCGUCCAGCUGGCCUGGUCGCCGCCGGUGCUCGCCGAGAGGAACGGCGCCAUCACCGAGUACACGCUGGCGUACCAGGAGGCCGACGCGGCGGCAGGGUCCAGCUCUCUCCGCGAGUUCUCCCUGCCCGCCGGACAGUCCAGCUACACGCUCAACGGCCUCAGGCCCGACACCGCCUACGACGUGAAAAUCCGCGCGCACACCCGCGUAGGUCCGGGCCCCUACAGCCCACGUGUCCAGUACCGCACGACCGCCCGCGGAUCAGACGUCCCCCGGAACUUCACCGCCAAGUUCGUCACCAAGACGACAGUGCUCCUGACCUGGAAGUUCUCUGAGAGUCGUCUCCCGUAUCGCUGCAUGAUUGAGUAUAACCGUCAGAAGAUGGACGUGGAUGCGCGUCAGGUCAAGACGCUGGUGGGCGGCCUGCAGGCCAACACGAGCUACGAGUUCCGCAUGUCGUGCGCGGACAGCGGAGAGGGCGCCCCGACACACCGCGUCAUCGUCCGCACCGCGCCGCCCAUCCAGAUGAAGAGGCCCGAGCUGGACCUGGAGCGGGAGCCGGACAACACACUCACCAUCAUCAUCCCACCGCUGGACGCCAAGGACCUGAUCAAGAAUGUGUAUGUAGUGGUGGUGCCCAUGAAGAAAAAUAAAUCACCCCCUGCAACGCCUGAUGACGUAGACCUGGACGAGCUGCUGAAGGAGGCGGGCGUUCAGACGCGGCGGUCACGGCAGCUGCAAGUGACCGAUUCCAGGAGGCCCUACAUCGCGGCCAUCUUCCUGCCGGGCAGCCUGCCGCCCUCCUUCACCCUGGGCAACGAGCUGAUGUACCGCGGCUACGAGAACCGCAUGCUGCAUCCUGGGCAGGAGUACCGCGUGUUCCUGCUGGCGGAACUCAACACCACCAGCGGAAGGAUGUUUGUGACGAGCCCGUUCACGGAGGCGGUGACCGUGACGGAGGUGAACAGCCAGCCCGUGGAGUCUGGUGGUGACGGCCUGAUCUGGGUGGUGGGGCCCGUGCUCGCCGUGGUCUUCAUCAUCUGCAUCGUCAUCGCCAUCCUCCUCUACAAGAAGUGAGUGACGUCGCCAGCGGCCAAUCCCAGCUCAGCUGGAUGUGUGUGAGGCGGGCUCUGCUGCAGCCCAUAGAUAAGAUGCAGACUUGCUCUUCUGCAGAGAAGCCCCAUGCUCUGUCUCUCUGUCUGUCUGUCUGUCUGUCUCUCUUUGUCUGUCUGUCUAUCUCUCGGUCUGUCUGUGUGAAUCUGUCUCUCCCUCUUUCUGCCUCCCCUGUAGUAGAUGCCCAUAAGCCUGCAUGUCUGCCUGCCUAUCUGUCUGUCUGUCUGUCUGUCUGUCUGUCUGCCUGUCUGUCUGUCUGUCUGUCUGUCUGUCUGUCUGUCUGUCUAUGUAUCUAUCUACCUGUCUGUCAGAGGGGCAGUGUUGGGGCAUUAAACCAGGAGAGGGGCAGUGUGUGGGGCAGUGUUGGGGCAUUAAACCAGGAGAGGGGCAGUGUGUGGGGCAGUGUUGGGGCAUUAAACCAGGAGAGGGGCAGCAGAGAGGGGAAGCUAAUGGCUGCCUCUGACAGCUUAACCUUGGAUCACCUCUACCUCUCUCUCUUCCCCUCUUUCUUUC
Alosa sapidissima (American shad) is the source of this 1995-nucleotide messenger RNA. Its product is annotated as receptor-type tyrosine-protein phosphatase delta-like. The coding region runs from base 1 to 1446 and encodes 481 amino acids. The transcript has 7 exons. Gene Ontology annotation, molecular function: protein binding. NCBI's taxonomy places the organism in Eukaryota, Metazoa, Chordata, Actinopteri, Clupeiformes, Clupeidae. The record is from RefSeq and is a predicted model, not a curated record.